AUGAAAUGGAUAAAAACAUUAAAAAAUAUAACAGAAAAUGGUGGUAGUACAGUUAUUUUGGAAUGUCAAGUUCAAUCAUCCUAUCCAAUAUCAUUUAAUUGGUAUAGAUAUAAUAAUCCGCUUGAUAAGAGUCGUUUUAUAACUGAUCAAAGUACAUUCCGAUCAAGGUAAUUUCAAAAUAGAUAAGUGUAA
Messenger RNA from Adineta steineri, 192 nucleotides. Lineage: Eukaryota; Metazoa; Rotifera; Eurotatoria; Adinetida; Adinetidae. The record is from the annotation of a GenBank genome assembly.